This is a messenger RNA of Cuscuta epithymum, 1509 nucleotides long. Lineage: Eukaryota; Viridiplantae; Streptophyta; Magnoliopsida; Solanales; Convolvulaceae. The record is from the annotation of a GenBank genome assembly.
CCGGGCCUUCUUUGAUCGCUGCCUGCUACCGUUCCAUCUCUUUCACCGCUCGUCUCCGUGCCGCCAUUUCAGCUCCGCCGUCGGCUUCUCACGGCGUCUGAUCUUCUCCGCACUGCCAUCUCCACGCAAUCGAUACCCCACCGCGACCGCUCGGCGCCGUGCCACUGGGGUAGGUUUGGGUGUCUCUGGGAUUUAACCUGUCAUUGGAAGCAGGUCACUGUCAUAGGAGUGGAAGCGGAUUGUUCUGAGUUGAACCAUGAGAGUUCAGAUCCAUGAAGCGAAUUCCUCCUUGAAACUGAUCUUCUUUGGCGGGAAAACUCUCAACUCACCACUUCACCUCCUUAACAAAAACAUAAACUUUCCAACCAUGGGUCACCGUAAUCUAAAGAUAAAGUGCAGUGUUCGCUUUCGCCCUUGUAUUGAUAUACACAAGGGAAAAGUAAAGCAGAUUGUUGGAUCCACUCUUCAAGACACGAAAGACGAAAAUGCAAGUCUUGUAACCAAUUUCAUAUCUGAUAAGUUGGCUGCAGAAUAUGCUAAGAUUUAUAAAGAUGAUGGGCUCCCAGGCGGUCAUGUAAUCAUGCUUGGAGCUGACCCGCUGAGCCAAUCAGCAGCAAUUGAAGCCAUAUGUGCUUAUCCUGGUGGCUUGCAAGUUGGAGGCGGUAUCGAUUCAAACAAUGCAGCCAGUUACAUAGAAGCCGGAGCAAGCCAUGUCAUCGUUACCUCUUAUGUAUUCAAGAAUGGGAAAAUGGACACUGACAGACUAAAGAAGCUUUCUCAAGUUGUUGGAAAGCAGAGACUUGUUUUAGAUCUCAGUUGCCGUAAGAAGGAGGGUAAGUAUGUAAUUGUCACAGAUAGAUGGCAGAAGUUUAGUGAUGUACAUCUAAAUCAGGAAGUUCUGAAUUUUCUUGCCCAGUAUGCGGAUGAAUUUUUAGUCCAUGGAGUUGACGUUGAAGGAAAGAAGCUGGGAAUAGAUGAAGAGCUAGUGGCACUGCUUGGCAAGUAUUCCCCUAUUCCAAUCACAUAUGCUGGCGGCGUAACUGAAAUAGCGGAUUUGGAGCGGAUAAAGAUAGCAGGGAUGGAUCGUGUGGAUGUUACAGUGGGAAGUGCUUUAGACAUAUUUGGUGGAAACAUGGCAUACCAAGAUGUUGUGACUUGGCACAGACAGCAGGAACAUUUGGCAGCUUAACGGCUGGGGAGGGGGGUUGGCCCACCUCAGGUCUAAUCUACACCUUAUAUACCUAUUUUUCAAAUGAUGUGAACAGUUGUUAAAAAAUGAGGCUAUUAAAUUAGAUCUUGAAUACCGAGCAUUAGACUUGCUAUAGGCUCGUAUUUUCUCUGUCACGGCCUAUGUUAUCUUAUUUUUUCAAUACAUGAGGCGCACCAUGGUUCAUCCAAAUUUUGUGUUGGAAGAAUUAAGAUGUAUUCGUUUGAAUUUUGAGCUCUAUCUAUUGCACAAUUGCACUAUCAGUUUGAAGUGAGUAGGGUAACUUGAAUUUGACUGUUUUC